AUGCCGAAGCUAUCCUUUGCAGUGGCAGAGGACGAGGCGACACUUCUGACCGUCAUGACCCGUGGCCUUGCCACUGAUGUCGAGGUCCCAAUGGGCAAAGACCUUGGCUACGCGAAAAACAGAGCAAUCGAUAAGCUUUGGCAGAACAUCCCUUUCUGCCAUGCUGUUGCGGCGUUGUCGGGCCUCCGCAUUUUUGACACCGAGUCCGGCGAGGAGCUGCAAGAAGGAGAGGCUGUGAAGGACGGUAUGAAGCUACUUCUGGCGCUGGAGCAGCCCACUGAAGGGGGGGCGUCCGCGGCAGCUUCUGCCUUCGCAUCGGUUGUUUCUGCUGUCGGCCGGCAUAAGUUGGGCCUUGACAAUGCCACGCCGGGCCGCGAGGAGCUUGCGAAGCUGUCCUUGAAGGAGCUUAAAGCGCGACUAGCGGAAGCUGGGCUUUCUGCAGAAGGAUGUCUGGAGAAGAGUGAUCUGGUGGACCGCCUCUUGGGAGCCCGUGGGUGA
Molecule: messenger RNA, 498 nt
Organism: Symbiodinium natans
Lineage: Eukaryota; Dinophyceae; Suessiales; Symbiodiniaceae
Source: the annotation of a GenBank genome assembly